CAGCGUGAAUGCAUCUCUCUUCAUGUCGGACAAGCUGGUGUCCAGAUGGGCAAUGCCUGUUGGGAGUUGUACUGUUUGGAGCACGGUAUCCAGCCUGACGGACAGAUGCCAAGUGACAAGACCAUUGGAGGUGGUGAUGAUUCCUUCAACACAUUCUUUAGCGAGACUGGUGCUGGCAAGCACGUCCCUCGUGCUGUGUUCGUCGAUCUUGAACCAACCGUGAUCGACGAGGUCCGUACUGGUACCUAUCGUCAGCUUUUCCAUCCAGAGCAGCUGAUCACCGGCAAAGAAGAUGCCGCCAACAACUACGCUAGAGGACACUACACAGUCGGAAAAGAAAUCAUAGAUCUAGCAUUGGACAGAAUCCGCAAAUUGGCGGACCUCUGCACUGGCCUCCAGGGCUUCCUGAUCUUCCACAGCUUUGGUGGUGGCACUGGAUCUGGUUUCACAUCACUUUUAAUGGAGCGACUGUCAGUUGAUUAUGGAAAGAAAUCCAAGCUCGAGUUCGCCAUCUACCCAGCACCACAAGUUGCCACCGCUGUUGUCGAGCCAUACAAUUCUAUUCUAACCACUCACACAACGCUCGAGCACUCAGACUGUGCCUUUAUGGUCGACAACGAAGCUAUCUACGACAUCUGUCGAAGAAACCUUGACAUCGAAAGACCAACAUACACCAACCUGAAUCGUCUAAUUGGCCAAAUUGUGUCUUCCAUUACCGCGUCUCUUCGAUUCGAUGGUGCAUUGAACGUAGAUUUGACUGAGUUCCAGACCAAUUUGGUACCCUAUCCACGUAUCCACUUUCCUCUCGCCACAUAUGCUCCCGUAAUCUCAGCCGAGAAGGCUUAUCAUGAGCAGCUUACUGUGUCAGAAAUCACUAACUCUUGCUUUGAGCCAGCCAACCAGAUGGUGAAGUGUGAUCCACGUCAUGGUAAAUACAUGUCUUGCUGCCUGUUGUAUCGUGGUGACGUCGUGCCAAAGGAUGUCAACGCAUCUAUUGCUACCAUCAAAACCAAGAGAACAAUCCAGUUU
Anneissia japonica is the source of this 1029-nucleotide messenger RNA. RefSeq names its product tubulin alpha-2/alpha-4 chain-like. The record is from RefSeq and is a predicted model, not a curated record. Gene Ontology annotation, cellular component: cytoplasm; microtubule. Lineage: Eukaryota; Metazoa; Echinodermata; Crinoidea; Comatulida; Comatulidae. The annotation marks the transcript as partial. Gene Ontology annotation, biological process: mitotic cell cycle; microtubule cytoskeleton organization. Gene Ontology annotation, molecular function: GTP binding; structural constituent of cytoskeleton. The transcript is spliced from 2 exons.